Messenger RNA from Callorhinus ursinus (northern fur seal), 916 nucleotides. RefSeq names its product RNA polymerase II subunit D (gene POLR2D). Gene Ontology annotation, cellular component: RNA polymerase complex. Gene Ontology annotation, molecular function: nucleotide binding. The record is from RefSeq and is a predicted model, not a curated record. NCBI's taxonomy places the organism in Eukaryota, Metazoa, Chordata, Mammalia, Carnivora, Otariidae. Gene Ontology annotation, biological process: DNA-templated transcription initiation.
GAUGCGGCCAUGGGAGGGGCCCGGGCGGGCACCGCCAGAAUGCCUCGAGAGGGGCCAGUUGGAUUCCACGCUUGCUGCCCUGGAAACAGGCGCCCAGCUCCACGCUGCCGCUGAGCAGCCUCUUCCUACUCGUUUAAGUAACUUACUAUAUCUGAUAAAGCGCGAAGUGCUGCAGGGAUGUGGCAAGGAUGAACAAAGCGGACACUAGUUACAGUGAGUUUGAAACAGCUGAGACACUACUAAAUUCAGAGGUUCAUAUGCUUCUGGAGCAUCGAAAGCAACAGAAUGAGAGUGCAGAGGAUGAACAGGAACUUUCUGAGGUCUUCAUGAAAACUUUAAAUUACACAGCCCGUUUCAGUCGUUUCAAAAACAGAGAGACCAUUGCCAGUGUCCGUAGCUUGUUGCUGCAGAAGAAGCUUCAUAAAUUUGAGUUGGCCUGUUUGGCCAACCUUUGCCCAGAGACUGCUGAGGAGUCAAAGGCGCUGAUCCCAAGCCUGGAGGGGCGGUUUGAAGAUGAGGAGCUACAGCAGAUUCUUGAUGAUAUCCAGACCAAGCGCAGCUUUCAAUAUUAAUCUCUAAAUACUACUCUGCUGCUGAGGGAACUACAUCCCAAGCCCAGCACCACUGUCCUGAUGUCUGGAGCUGACUUACACAGAAAUUCCAUUGCACUUGGGCUUCCUUUGGAUAGAACAACCCAGCUUGGUCUUGGUUUAGGUUGCUAUUUCAGAUUUGACUAUUGGACCAUGAUAACCUGACCUUGCCUCUGGGAAGGGUGAGGUGGGGUGAUAUGCAUAUAAGCUACACUUUUGACUACCUCAUACCAUGGUUUUGGCCCCUGUGUUAUUUUUAAGUUUUUGUUUUGUUUUAAGAUUUUUUUUUUUUAAGUAAUCUCUAUCCCCAGUGUGAGGCUUGAACU